Molecule: messenger RNA, 4275 nt
Organism: Helianthus annuus (common sunflower)
Lineage: Eukaryota; Viridiplantae; Streptophyta; Magnoliopsida; Asterales; Asteraceae
Product: retrovirus-related Pol polyprotein from transposon RE1
Exons: 2
Source: RefSeq, a predicted model, not a curated record
AUUAUAUAUUGGGUUGUAAUAUCAUGGUAUCACCUUCUCGAUCCUAAUUCCUGCAACCUUAUUCCUUGCCUCCCACCAUAAAUCAUGUCUACCAAUGCUAGCUCCUCCUCCUCCACCACCAUCGAAACCAAGCUUCCCAUGGCUACUAUCCUCCACAUGCUUACAAUCAAACUCUCUUCCACUAACUAUCUCUAUUGGCAAAAUCAACUUCUUCCUCUUCUCGCUAAUCAAGAACUACUCGGCCAUGUCGACGGUUCUAUCUCGCCUCCUUCGAAAUCCAUCACUGUUGACUCCGUUGAGAAGCCGAACCCAGCAUUCACGGCCUGGUCGAUCUCUGAUCAGCAGGCCAUUCUUAUUCUUAAUUCCUCGCUUACCGAGGAGGCUGUUGCUGAAAUCCUCGGCCUAUCCACGGCUCGCCAAAUCUGGACCGCCCUUGAAGCGGCCAACAACAACACGUCUCUUGAACGGAUGCAUCUGCUCCGCGACAAUCUUCGUCGUUUAGCCAAAGGAUCCUCAACCGUAGCGGAUUACGGCCGACGAUUCAAGGCCAUCUGUGAUCAACUCUCUGCUAUCGGCCAUCCCGUUAAAGACACAGACAAAACUCAUUGGUUUCUCUGUGGUCUUGGUUCUACUUUUGAGAGUUGGUCCACUGCGGUCUGUACCACCCGCGAACCGCUUUCGUUUCGUGACUUACUCACUAAAGCAGAAAGUCAAGAACAGUUCCUCCUUGCUAUUAACCCUCCAACCACCCCUCCUGUGGCUUUUGUUGCUCAAACCAAUCAGAACCGAUCCACCGGUUCCUCCGCUAACCGUGGUCAGCCAUCCGGCUCCUACAACCGCGGUCACAAUUCCGGCUCCUCUAGCUCUUCUUCCAAUGGAAACCGCAGGCCACCUCAUUGCCAACUAUGUCAAACCAAUGGACACUUUGCAAACAAGUGCCCAAAACUCUCAUCUUUUGUGGCCUCGGCUUCUGGGAAUGAAGAUCUUGCUCGUGCUUUUCACGCUCAGUGUCAUGUUUCAAACGAGGAUGCUCCUGAUUGGGCCGCCGACACCGGAGCCGACCGUCACAUGACCGACGACACUGGACCGGAAAACAAGCCAACCACUCGCUAAAGGUCGGUGUGAAAACGGUCUUUAUGUGCUUCGGGACAAGUCUUUUGCUUUUCUUGCUUCUGUUUCAUCUAAUAAAGCCUCAUUUGAAUUGUGGCAUAAUCGUUUGGGUCAUGUUGCCUUUGAAACUAUUCAUGUAUUAAACAGACUUGGUUGUUUGUCUUUCACAUCUAUUUUACCUAAGCCUACUUUAUGUUCAUCAUGUCAACUUGCUAAAUCACAUAAAUUACCAUUUACUACAAAUGAAAAACGUGCCUCUUUCCCACUAGAUCUCGUCCAUUGUGACCUAUGGGGACCAUCACCAAUAACUAGUAACGAUGGUUAUAAAUACUAUGUUGUGUUUGUGGAUGACUUCUCUAGAUUCUCUUGGUUGUAUCCUCUUAAGCACAAAACCGAUUCUUAUUCGGUUCUUCAAACUUUCUUGCGUCUUGUUCAAACUCAAUUUUCACGCAAAGUAAAGGUUUUCCAAAGUGAUGGUGGCACGGAAUUUCUCAACCAAUACGUGCGAAAAAUCUUUGAUGAAAAUGGCACAUUUCAUCAUUUUUCAUGUCCUUAUACCGCUCCUCAAAACGGUCGUGCCGAAAGGAAGCAUCGACACAUACUCGAAACCGGUCUCGCUAUGCUUUUCCAUGCGAGUGUUCCCAUCACACAUUGGAUUGAUGCUUUUAGCUCCGCCACAUACAUUAUCAAUCGUUUGCCAACAAAAAUUUUAAAUGACAAAUCGCCAUUUGAAAUUCUAUUCUCUACGACUCCAAAUUAUGCCAACUUUCGUGUAUUUGGGUGUCGUGUCUAUCCAUACUUACGUGACCAUGCACCUCAUAAGCUUGCACCCAGAAGUAUACCUUGUAUUUUUCUAGGAUACGCUCCUCAAUACAAAGGGUACAAAUGCUUCAACCCAACAUCCUCACGUACGUAUGUGACCCGGCAUGCUCGAUUUGAUGAAUACUCAUUUCCAUAUGUGGCAAACUCUUCUCAAUCUAAUAUUGCAUCACUCUUCCUUUCCACCUUUGACGAGUACACACCCACUGCUCAACAUGUGGCUAAAUCAACUUCUGACAAGCCCAUUUCUCUUUCUCAAUCUACGGCCCAACCACCCUCUAAUGAUCCAAUACCUCCUUCUCACCCUUCAGCCCAAUCUACCUCUCAUGAGCCCACACCUACUUCUCAACUUUCGGCCUCAUCUCCACCAAACCAACAACCUCCUUCCAUUAGUCACUCCCCAUCUUGUUCUCUGUGUGACUCACAACCUCCACUUUUCUCAACCACCUUAUCAUCCUCAAUGCCUGCCUCGUUCACCACCCAAUCACCGCCACCAUCACCCUCUCCUACAGCCUCCACGUCCCCUCCCCAAUCACCGCCUCAACCGCCCUCUCCUAUUGCAUCAUCACAUCGUAUGAUCACUCGUUCUAAAGUUGGCACCUUCAAACCCAAUCCGAAACACACGUCCUAUAUUGCUACAGUUAUGCACUCUUGCCUUCAUGCGGCGCUUCUCUCAAACACUGUUCCUAAAGUCUUCAAAAGUGCAUCAAAACAUUCUCAUUGGAUGAGUGCCAUGCAAGAUGAACUUUCCGCUCUUCAUCGUAACCGUACAUGGUCACUUGUUCCUCGACCAUCCUCUACAAAUAUCGUAGGAUCAAAAUGGGUAUUCUGCACCAAAUACCAUGCGGAUGGGUCACUUGAUCGGCACAAAGCGCGACUCGUCGCUCAAGGCUUCACUCAAAUCCCGGGCCUCGAUUUCAAUCACACGUUUAGCCCGGUCGUGAAAGCAUCCACCAUUCGCAUUGUUCUUUCAUUGGCCGUCAUUAAUCGCUGGUCUGUUCACCAACUAGAUGUAAACAAUGCGUUCCUAAACGGUCACCUCUCGGAAACCGUUUACAUGGAGCAACCUCCCGGGUUUAUAGACCCCAAGCUUCCGAAUCAUGUUUGCAAGCUCAAUAAGGCUCUCUAUGGUUUAAAACAAGCUCCUUGAGCUUGGUUUCAAAGGCUCAGCUCGUUUCUUAUAUCUUAUGGCUUCACGUGUAGCCGUGCCGAUCCAUCCCUCUUCAUCUAUUGUCGGGGAGAUUCCAUCAUGUAUCUUCUUGUUUAUGUAGACGAUCUUAUUCUCACGGGCAACAAAACUUCAUUAAUCACCUCGUUCACAACCCGUCUACAUCAAGAAUUCGCCAUCAAAGACCUAGGCUCGCUAAGCUACUUUCUUGGUCUUGAAGUGGUUCAUGAUAGCAAAGGUCUUUUUCUCACUCAAACCAAAUACGCCAACGACAUUCUCACAAGAGCCGGUCUGACCGAAGCCAAAACUGCACCCACCCCACUCUCCUCAACCGAUACCUUCACCAAAAAUGGCACUCCUUUUUCCGAUCCUACCCUUUAUCGCUCUCUCGUUGGUGCUCUUCAGUACCUAACCAUCACUCUUCCCGAUCUCUUCUACGCUGUUAAUCAAGCCUGUCAAUACCUUCACUCUCCAACCGAGCACCAUUUUCAAUUAGUUAAACGUAUUCUCUGUUAUGUCAAAGGAACUAUCUCUUAUGGAUUAGUCUUCACACGGGCGACAAGUGCUUCAAUUUUAGGUUACUCGGAUGCGGAUUGGGCUAGAUGUAUUGAAACAGGAAGGUCAACGUAUGGUUAUUCGAUUUUCUUAGGUGGUAACUUGGUCUCCUGGAGUGCCAAGAAACAACCGACAGUGUCACGAUCAAGUUGUGAAUCAGAAUAUCGGGCAAUGGCAAACGCUGCAGCUGAAAUUGUUUGGAUUACUCAUUUGUUACAGGAACUACACGCUCUUCCUCAGUCUCGGCCGACUCUCCUUUGCGACAACAAAAGUGCCUUGUUCAUGAGUCAAAAUCCCGUUUCUCACAAGCUUGCUAAGCACAUCGACUUGGAUUAUCACUUUGUUCGGGAACUGGUUAUGUCAGGAAAGUUACACACUAAAUUUGUUCCUACCAAGCUUCAACUUGCGGAUAUUUUCACGAAAAGCUUGCCUCGACCUCUCUUUGAACAUUUUCGGGAUUUGCUUCGAGUCCAUCCACCGCCGUUUCGCUUGCCGGGGGUGACAGCCGUAAUAUUCAACCAAAUCAACAUAAUCAAAAGUCAACCAUCAAGCACUGCUAGCCGACAAUCAAGGCUCUUAUUUCUAUUGUAGAUAUUUGUAUUAAUGUUGUUUCUAUACUUAUC